AUGCUUCGGGAUGCGGAGAGUGCCCUGAUCGAGGAUGAGGGCGUACUUCAAGAGGCUGGGGAGGAUUCCCAGUCCAGCUCCUUCGAUAGAUUCGUCGACGAUCACUUCGGGGACGGGGGCGAGCUUGCCGACGGCGUCAAUUUGGGAGACCUGCUGGGAGAGAUAGAGCAGUACAGGCCGAAGAAGCGCAAGAACAAGACCCAUCGCCACCCUUGGGACACGGACAACCGGACCGCCGCCCUGAACGUGAUCAUCCCACUCUUGCAGGAGGAUUUCAAGGUGAAGACAAAUGAUUUAAAGGCGGCGCUUCGAAACUUCAAGGCGCACCAGAAAGAGCUCGAUUUCGCGAAGAAGGAGGCCACCCUUGCCAUGAAGGAUCUGCGCAAGGAGGCGGAGAGGCGACGGAAGGUCAUAUUGGAGAGGAAGAAGUUGAAGGAGGACGAGCGCAUGGCGGUCGUAACUGCCAAGCGCCUUGCCAGGGAGGCUAUGAUCAAGAAGGCGCAGACCCUGAUGUCCGCGCAUGGACAUUCUGGAGAGUUUGAUAAUCUGAUGGGCGACUACACCCUUGGCUUGAUGUUGGAUGUGCUCAUGGCUCUCCCCAAGGCUGUGGAUAAUCCGCUGUUCAACAAGCGCCUCGGCAAGGCAAAGAUUGAUAUCGCGAACUCCGUCCAGGACUUCCUAAACAUCACCCGCCGCAAGACCACGAAGUUCGUGACGGCCAGCAGCAGGGCAUCGGACGUGGAGUUGGCGUUCCUGAUGACACGGUACUUCCACGAGGCCUCCUUCCGCGUUAGGUCGAUGGUGUCCGAUGCGGAGAAGACCGCCAGGGACAUCAACGUCGUCAUGCCAAAGGAGUUGCGCGUAGCUUUCUUCCCUGUCAUCCGCCAGAUGCGCGCCCAGGCGAUUCCACUGAGAAUGAACGCCAGCACCCUGGCUUCUGCUGAUCAGGCGACCGCAUGCGCUCAGAUCUCUGGGCUCAUGUCCAACAUCACAACUUACAACGUCAGGCUGUCCAGCAUGCACACUUCUUUCCACGAGGUCUGGCAGCUGUCCGAGCUGAUGCUCCCACAUAUGAGCAAGAUCUACCCCAUCACCCCCCAGGUCAUCGACAUGGUCAAGGACUUCAUGUCCCUCGCCACGACACAGGUCGCCGCGCUGCAGGAGGCCGCCGACGACAUCGUGACGCAGGUCGGCCCGGUCAUCAGCGAGCGCAUGCAGUGCACGUGGAGCGCGGCGAACCGGCGCCUCGGCGCCGGGCUGCUGGCUGGGCUCGCGGCCCUGCUCGCGCACGCCCUCGCGUGA
This is a messenger RNA of Prorocentrum cordatum, 1302 nucleotides long. The record is from the annotation of a GenBank genome assembly. NCBI's taxonomy places the organism in Eukaryota, Dinophyceae, Prorocentrales, Prorocentraceae.